ACGGAUCUGACAAAAAUGGUUUUUUUCUUCUUUUUUCUUACAAUUAGGCAAAAGCUUAUGUCUUUGCACAAGAUAUAGAAAAGAAAAGAAAAGAAAACAGAUGAGAUAGGUCACUGGCCAAAUCCAAAAGACUUCAUAGCAAAGUAAACAUCUUUUAUCUUUAUUUUUUCUUACUUAGUCACUUGAUGUAAAGUACAGUCAGCUUCUUCCUUCUUUUUCUCCCCCAAUUUCUCGAGAGAAUCUCAAGCUUUUGUUUUCCUUUCUUAAUCCCAUUUUCUUCACACCAUUAUGUACUUAUAAACCCAAGGAGUGAGAAGGAAAAAGAAAAAAAAAUCAAGCUCAAGCUCUGAUGGCGAAACAGAGCUACUUCUUCUUGUUUCUUUCUCUUGUCUCACUCUGUUCCUCAACAACUACUCAUCAUGAUGUCAUAAACCCACCAACGGUCUUCCCUACAAACCCUACAACUACACCGCCGGCUACUACAUUUCCUCCGGUGACCAUAACGCCGACAAAUCCAGCCACAACAAUUCCUGUUAAUCCUCCAGUCACAACAGUUACUCCUUCACUCACACCACCUGUGACCAACCCAGCGACUCAAUAUCCUCCAGCACAACCUUCGGGGACGGUUCCAGUUCCAGUUCCGGUUCCUGUGGUUCCACCGCCUGUUGUCUCAAACUCUCCAUCGGUUCCAGGACAAACCUGGUGCGUGGCAAAGCCUGGAGCUUCUCAAACUUCACUCCAACUGGCUCUUGACUAUGCCUGCGGGAUCGGUGGAGCGGAUUGCUCUCAGAUACAGCAAGGAGGCAACUGUUAUUCGCCUAUCAGUCUUCAGAAUCAUGCCUCAUUUGCCUUCAAUAGCUAUUACCAGAAGAACCCUUCUCCACAAAGCUGUGAUUUUGGCGGUGCAGCCUCAGUAGUUAGCACCAACCCAAGCACUGGUUCUUGCGUUUACCAGACGGGUUCAUCGACAUCAACUUCAACUCCAGUAGGAACAACAACACCAACUCCAUCGACACAAACAGUGAACCAGCCUCCUGUCACAUCAACACCUAUGAUACCAACAGGAGGCGGGAUAAUCGGGGUUGGAACUCCACCAGCAGUUUUUAACCCGGCGAAUCCUUCAUCAAAUACUCUGAACAAUCCAUCCUCUGGAGGUUCGGCGAUUUACGGGUUUGAUGGUUCACCAAAUGGAAACAAUCCAACAUCAUCAGACUCUACACAUUUGCAGAUUCACUUUGGUCACACUAUGGUGGCAACAUUCAUUCUUCACGCAGUGCUAUUUCAUUAGAAGUAGAAUAUAUAGGAGUUGAGUUA
Eutrema salsugineum is the source of this 1314-nucleotide messenger RNA. RefSeq names its product PLASMODESMATA CALLOSE-BINDING PROTEIN 4. The record is from RefSeq and is a predicted model, not a curated record. The transcript is spliced from 3 exons. NCBI's taxonomy places the organism in Eukaryota, Viridiplantae, Streptophyta, Magnoliopsida, Brassicales, Brassicaceae. Bases 350 to 1288 code for a protein of 312 amino acids.